GGGCCCCCCCCCCUCAUGCUGCCCCUCUGGCUCAGCGACAACCUGGAGGCCGCCGGCGCCUACGUGGCGGCGCAGAGCGAGGACUGUCUGUACCUCAACCUCUACGUCCCCACCGAGGACGGUUUGCUCGCGAAAAAGCGCGAGGACGGCGCGGCCGGCGGCCCCCCCCCGGACGCAGACAUCCGGGACAGCGGGAAGAAGCCGGUGAUGCUCUUCCUCCACGGCGGCUCCUACAUGGAGGGGACGGGGAACAUGUUCGACGGCAGCGUGCUGGCGGCCUACGGCAACGUCAUCGUCGUCACCAUGAACUACCGCCUGGGCGUCCUCGGCUUCCUGAGCACGGGGGACCAGGCGGCGAAGGGCAACUACGGGCUCCUGGACCAGAUCCAGGCGCUGCGGUGGCUCAACGAGAACGUGGGGCACUUUGGGGGUGACCCCCAGCGCAUCACCAUCUUCGGCUCCGGCGCCGGCGCCGCCUGCGUCAGCCUCCUCAUCCUCUCCCACCACUCUGAAGGUCUCUUCCAGAAGGCCAUCGCGCAGAGCGGGACGGCCAUCUCCAGCUGGUCGGUGAACUACCAGCCGCUGAAGUACACGCGGCUGCUGGCGGCCAAGGUGGGCUGCGAACGGGCGGACACGGGGGCAGCGGUGGAGUGCCUGCGGCGUCAACCCUUCCGCGCCUUGGUGGACCAGGACGUCCAACCCGCCCGCUACCACGUGGCCUUCGGGCCGGUGGUGGACGGUGACGUGGUGCCCGACGACCCCGAGAUCCUGAUGCAACAGGGCGAGUUCCUCAACUACGACAUCCUCAUCGGCGUCAACCAGGGCGAGGGGUUGAAGUUCGUGGAGGACUCGCUGGAGAGCGAGGACGGCAUCUCCGCCUCCUACUUCGACUUCACCGUCUCCAACUUCGUGGACAACCUCUACGGUUACCCCGAGGGGAAGGACAUCCUACGGGAGACCAUCAAGUUCAUGUACACGGAUUGGGCCGACCGGGACAACGGGGAGAUGAGGCGUAAGACGUUGCUGGCCCUCUUCACCGACCACCAAUGGGUGGCCCCGGCGGUGGCCACGGCCAAGCUCCACGCCGAGUACCAGUCGCCCGUCUACUUCUACACCUUCUACCACCACUGCCAGACGGACGCGCGGCCCGAGUGGGCGGACGCAGCCCACGGGGACGAGAUCCCCUACGUCUUCGGGGUGCCCAUGGUGGGCGCCACCGACCUCUUCCCCUGCAACUUCUCCAAGAACGACGUGAUGCUCAGCGCCGUCGUCAUGACCUACUGGACCAACUUCGCCAAGACUGGGGACCCCAACCAGCCGGUACCGCAGGACACCAAGUUCAUCCACACGAAGCCCAACCGCUUCGAGGAGGUGGUGUGGACCCGCUUCGACGGGAAGGACAAGCGCUACCUCCACAUUGGCCUCAAGCCCCGCGUCCGCGACCACUACCGGGCCAACAAGGUGGCCUUCUGGCUGGAGCUCGUCCCCCACCUCCACAACCUCCACCAGCUCCCCCACGCCUCCACCACCACCCGCCUGCCCCCCCCCGCCGGCGCCGGACCCCCGCGUCGGCCGCCCGCCACCCGCCGCCCCCCCGCCCCUUCUCCGCCGCCCCCCGAGGAAGAGGAGGAACCCGACGGGGGGGGUCGCCGCCGCUUCGCCCCCUUCCCCGGGGACUCGCGGGACUACUCGACCGAGCUGAGCGUCACCGUGGCGGUGGGGGCCUCCCUCCUCUUCCUCAACAUCCUGGCCUUCGCCGCCCUCUACUACAAGCGGGACAAGCGACCCCCCGAGGGACGGGGGGGCCCCCGGCGCCUCAGCCCCCCCCCAACCGGGGGGGCCCCCAAUGAUCUCUUGGGUCACGGGGGGGCGGAGGAGGAGUUGGUCUCGCUGCAGCUGAAGCAUCCCGAGAGGGGGGUGGGGGUGGGGGGUGGGGGGGACCCCCCCGAAGCCGCCCUGCGCCCCGCCGCCGGACCCCCGGACUACACCCUGGGCUUUGCGGCGAGCCCCCCGAAGGACGUCCCGCUCAUGACACCCAACACCAUCACCAUGGUGCCGGGGGGGUUGCCUGCCCUGCACCCCUUCGGGCCCCCCUUCCCCCCCGGCCACAACAGCACCCUGCCCCACCCCCACUCCACCACCCGAGUAUAG
Messenger RNA from Gavia stellata (red-throated loon), 2151 nucleotides. Its product is annotated as neuroligin-2-like. The record is from RefSeq and is a predicted model, not a curated record. NCBI's taxonomy places the organism in Eukaryota, Metazoa, Chordata, Aves, Gaviiformes, Gaviidae. Gene Ontology annotation, cellular component: cell surface; synapse; postsynaptic specialization membrane. Gene Ontology annotation, biological process: neuron cell-cell adhesion; synaptic vesicle endocytosis; chemical synaptic transmission. Gene Ontology annotation, molecular function: signaling receptor activity; neurexin family protein binding.